This is a messenger RNA of Syngnathus typhle (broad-nosed pipefish), 714 nucleotides long. Its product is annotated as beta-crystallin B1-like. Bases 321 to 596 code for a protein of 91 amino acids. Gene Ontology annotation, biological process: visual perception; lens development in camera-type eye. The transcript is spliced from 2 exons. Gene Ontology annotation, molecular function: structural constituent of eye lens. Lineage: Eukaryota; Metazoa; Chordata; Actinopteri; Syngnathiformes; Syngnathidae. The record is from RefSeq and is a predicted model, not a curated record.
CGGCGUGGGUGACGUUAGUUUUUCUUCCCUGUGGGCGCGCGCCCCUACUGGAACAAUUCCUGGCUACGCCUCUGCUGGAUGCUAUGGCUAAUUGCAAUCCAAAGUCAAACCAAGUGUGCUUUCACGUCAAUCUCAUCACAUGGCAAUAAAGCGGACUUGACUUUGAGUUCAACGAGGCGGCUCGACGCAAACGGCAGCCACUAUCGGCAUCGCGCUGGCUGAUCGAAAGGACAUUGACUUAGCGCUGGUGCUGAUGUUGACAGGACAGCUUGGAGCACAAAAUCUGCCUGCAUGAGCUCUCUGACUUCAAGGGCAACAAGAUGGAGAUCCAGGAGGACGACGUUCCCACCCUGUGGGCGCACGGCUUCUGCGACCGGGUGGGCAGCGUGAAGGUCCCGGGCGGAGCGUGGGUGGGCUACCAGUACCCCGGCUACCGAGGCUACCAGUACCUGCUGGAGAGCGGCGACUACCGGCACUGCAACGACUUUUCGGCCAUCCAGCCUCAGAUCCAGUCGGUGCGCCGCAUCCGCGACAUGCAGUUCCACCAGAGGGGGUGCUUUGAGCUCACCCCCGCCGCCGCCGCCGGCAGCAAGUGAAAGGGCCACGGCCCGCAUUUCUACUGACUCCUUCAUCCGGCCGGCGUCCAGCUGUCACGGCGCACUCGGCGGGCCGGCUUUCUGUGGUGCUGGUUAAUAAAAGCUGUUUGAAAAAGGC